UGUUUUUUUUUUUUAUUUCAUAGAGAACCCAGAACCGCUAUGUGUGAACAGCAGGAAGGAAACAGAGCGCUUUAACACAGCCGGAGGGACCCAGUAGGUUAUUAACUCCGUGUCGGAGAUGAAAUUCAGAUAACUACGGUUUAAACUGAGCCUUGGCUGAGUGUCUGUAGGGAGAAAUGGAGCAGAAGCUAUUGUUGUCCUCACAGCUCAGCGUCCACAACACGCUCUGUGAGGUGACUUUAAACAGCGCCGCUCUGUCAUGGAGACCGCGGGGGGACAACACACACAAACGGGCCGCUGGACGCAGAUACGGUCCUCUGAAUGCUGCAGGCAGCCAGUACGUGCCGGUGUGUGAGAUCAUAUCCGUCCAGGAGACAGAGGAAGAUUGUGCGAGCACAGGUGUAGGAAAAUGGCAGAAAGUUCCACAAACUCCAGUUGAAUCUAACCAGCACGCUUUCACAGUGUCCUAUGUGGAGAGAACUCAGAAACACCGCUGGCGGUGCGGUGAAGUCACCCUCCAUUGCACUGAUAGAACACUGUGUCUGCAAUGGGUCCAAGCCAUCAGGGAGCAACUCUCACUAUUGACUAUCCGACCGAAGCGCUUGCUGGUCUACAUAAAUCCCUAUGGAGGAAAACACCACGGGAAAAGGAUUUAUGAGCAGAAAGUAGCCCCAAUUUUUUCCCGUGCCUCUAUUUCCACCGACGUGAUUGUUACAGAGUGGGCGAAUCAUGCCAGGGAUCACUUAAAAACGGAGGCUGAGUUAAAGAAAUACGACGGGGUGGUUUGUGUUGGAGGAGACGGCAUGUUCAGUGAGAUCAUACACGGCCUAAUCUCCCGGACGCAGAGCGACUCUGGAGUAGACCAGAACCUUUCAGAUGAGACUCUGAUACCUUGCAGCCUUCGUAUUGGGAUCAUUCCUGCAGGUUCUACUGACUGCAUAUGCUAUGCAACGGUCGGCUCCAAUGACCCCGUGACCUCAGCUCUGCAUAUUGUCGUGGGAGAUUCCCAGCCAAUGGAUGUCUGCUCCAUCCACCAUAACAAUACCUUUCUCCGCUAUUCUGUCUCGCUGCUUGGUUACGGUUUCUAUGGUGAUGUACUGACUGACAGCGAGAGGAAGCGUUGGAUGGGCCCAGCUCGCUAUGACAUCUCAGGUGUUAAAACGUUUAUGUCACAUCGCUACUAUGAAGGGACAAUCACUUUCCUUCCUGCUGAUGAGAACGUAGGAACUCCGAGAGACAAGCUGCCGUGCCGAACUGGGUGUAAUAUCUGCAGUCUGCCUUCAGCUGACAAGCAGGGUUCCAAAGAUGAGGAAAGCGUCUCAGAUACCGAUACAAAAGGAGUGUGGCAGGUCAUCAGGGGAAAGUUUUUGGCCAUCAAUGCUGCAUGUAUGAGCUGUGCUUGUCCUCGCAGCCCUAAAGGCCUGUCUCCUUCUGCUCACCUGGCCGACGGCACAGUUGACCUCAUCCUGGUGCGCAGGUGCUCACGAUUUGACUUCCUGCGCCAUCUGCUACGUCACACCAACAAAGAUGACCAGUUUGACUACCCGUUUGUCGAGGUGUACCGUGUGCGCCAGUUCCACUUCACACCCAGGUACGAGGAGACCAACUCUGAGCUGGAUCUGCGGGAGGCUGACGGCUCAGGUCGUAAACGCUUCUUCAGCCGGAUAUGCAGAGAACAUCCGGCAUGCAACUGCAGCCUGGUGCACAGCAGCUGGAACUGUGAUGGAGAAAUCCUGCCUCAUGCUGCCAUUCAAGUCAGAGUGCACUGCCAGUUGAUCAAGCUGUUUGCGAGAGGAAUUGAAGAGCACUCUGUCUUUGAGGAACCUUACCCGCUCAGUGCAAUAUAGAGCUGCCUGUCACUGGAACAGAAAAAAAAAUGAUGACUUGAUGGUCCCCAAUCCUUUGGGUCACUUUUGGGUUAACAGGAUGCUGUUACAAGUUUCCUUACACAUCCGUUUAUAGAGUUUGUUGAAAGUGCCGUCAUUAGUUCACUGGAAUUCACCAUGGUUGAGUAGAUAGUAUAAGUGUCUAUAAAUAGACCACUGAAAUCACAAUGGCAAAAGCUCAGAUGGGUUAAACCUUUAUCCCCAAAGUGUUGUUUUUUUGUUUUUUUUUUUUUUAAAAAAAACAAAUUCCUCCUUUUAGAGAGACUAUUUUGCUAAAUAUUUCUUUUACUCCACCCAACAUAUUUGAAGUUUAGUUGUUAAGCAUGAGCCUUGUCUGUCUUCCUCUACUGUCAAGCUGGUCUUGAUGUUUUGGGCAGCAGUAGACCAAAGUUCGAGCAUAAUGUGCAAAUUCUUUCUUUACUGGAAGUGAACUACCCAAGACUAUUAUGUUAUUCAACAUAAUAUAUUUAGUUACUUUACCUAUUUUCUGGAAAUGAUUAAUAUUUAAGUAUUGUAACGUUUAGCUGUUAACUCCAGCAGUUAAAAUGUGUAAUAUGUAAGUGUUUUGUAGCAGUCUAGCACUGUGUAGCUGAUAGCAAUCAGUCCGUUAGUGAUGUAAUAGUCUGGACAUAAUACUGAGGACAAUUGCUUUUUAGGAACUGAAAUCCUUCGCCAAAAAUAAUCAUUAUAUAUUUAACCUGCCGUGUCCCAUUAGUGUGAUCAGUUUUGUUGCUGGAUCCUCAGUUGAAAGUAUUGUGAUCGCUUGACUAAAUGAAGUUGAUAACCUGCUGUAGUUUUGUCAGUAACCUAAUUCUUCUGGGUUUCAACCUGUUUAUGAUCUCUACCCUUUACUGCUUACAGUAUGUGCUUUUUUUUUGCUUAUAUUUCUUGUUUCUCUUUGUCUUACUUCUGUAAAAUAGCCGUAGGGCUUCCUGUUUUGUUGUCUUCUGCUGAAUGUUUAAUAUACUCCAAGGCUGUGUUCUUCCACCAUCAGGGGACUUUGAAAUAGCCUCUUUGCAGUAGUGCAUCUGCUCUCUGUGAAUGUUUGAGAAGCUUGAGGUGGUGCUGUGCUUGAGUUCAGAGGCGGUUUCCUUAUACCGAAGAUCUGGCAAAUAAUUCAUUUUACUCCACAAGUUGUAUAAUUCAAGUAAAGAUCAGUUGCUGUAGUGUGUGAUGACACUAGCAGGCAAUGCCAGGCCAUGAACUGUCCUCAGUGAGUGUGGGUGUGUGUACAAAACAGCAGCCAUCUGACAGCUGCUGUGUUUGGCAGCCCGGUUCACGGCCAAUCAAACACUUACAUGCCCAUAUGCUUCAACCACUGUGUCAACAAACCUCCUAUUCGAGCAUGCAGACAGCCCUGAGAUCAAACUUCAUCAGCACCAGAAACAUAAUUCAAAAUCCUCUUUGGCCCCCUCGUAAAUAUCACUGCCAUCUUCUCUCGCCCUGGCUUUCAAUACCGCGACUGUUGCUAAUUUAUGGUCCAGUGCUGGCAGUUGUGACGAGCCCAUUUGCCGUACAUUACAGCAUCAUCAACAUCCACGACCCACACAAGCAUAGCCCCUGCAACCUCAGUAGUGGUCACUGUGAGCAAAGCAACCCUUUCCGUAGAUAUGCUGCCUAGAUAAUAAAGUCUCAGUCAUGACUGAAAAGCGUGAUGUUCAUCUCGCAGGCUUCGAGAUAACACAUGGAAUGAUGUAUGACCUGAAAUGUACAAGAUAAUGUGUGUUACAAAAAAAACCUUAAUAAAGUUCUUCAAAAUA
This is a messenger RNA of Tachysurus vachellii, 3646 nucleotides long. RefSeq names its product ceramide kinase (gene cerk). The record is from RefSeq and is a predicted model, not a curated record. NCBI's taxonomy places the organism in Eukaryota, Metazoa, Chordata, Actinopteri, Siluriformes, Bagridae. Gene Ontology annotation, molecular function: kinase activity. The transcript is spliced from 13 exons. Bases 177 to 1847 code for a protein of 556 amino acids.